AUGGGCUGCGGUUGGCUAAGGAUGCUGACGACUGUGGUGCUCCUGGCAGCGGUUAUAGUAACCGCCAGUGCCAUUGGAUGCGACGAGGCUCUAGGGAAGGUGCAACCUUGCGUGAUUUUCGUGGUUGGCACGGGCGGCGAGACACCGGCCCCCAAGUGCUGCUCAGGGGCACAGCUGCUGGACAAGAUAGCCGCCAACUCGCCGGCAGACAAGAAGGCUUUGUGCGAGUGCCUUAAGCAGUUUGCCCAGACCUUCCCUGUCAACAGCUACAGAGCCAGCCAACUUCCCAUCCUCUGCCACCUUACUACCAAUCUGACCCUAAGCCCCGACCUUGAUUGCAACAACUGA
Molecule: messenger RNA, 348 nt
Organism: Diospyros lotus (date-plum)
Lineage: Eukaryota; Viridiplantae; Streptophyta; Magnoliopsida; Ericales; Ebenaceae
Product: non-specific lipid-transfer protein-like
Exons: 1
Coding region: 1-348 (115 amino acids)
Biological process (GO): lipid transport
Cellular component (GO): membrane
Molecular function (GO): lipid binding
Source: RefSeq, a predicted model, not a curated record